Uloborus diversus is the source of this 2054-nucleotide messenger RNA. Its product is annotated as methylcrotonoyl-CoA carboxylase beta chain, mitochondrial-like. The record is from RefSeq and is a predicted model, not a curated record. Bases 222 to 1883 code for a protein of 553 amino acids. Gene Ontology annotation, molecular function: methylcrotonoyl-CoA carboxylase activity. NCBI's taxonomy places the organism in Eukaryota, Metazoa, Arthropoda, Arachnida, Araneae, Uloboridae. Gene Ontology annotation, cellular component: methylcrotonoyl-CoA carboxylase complex; mitochondrion. The transcript is spliced from 12 exons. Gene Ontology annotation, biological process: L-leucine catabolic process.
UUUAUUUUGUUUUUCGUUAAUCAGUAAGAAGGAAAAUGAUAAUUGUUUGCCUCACAAUUAUGUUAUUCUUAUCGCAAAAUCAACCUAUCAAUGGCCCCGUUAUGUAGUCUAACCAAAUGUAAAAACUUUCCCGUUUUAGUUUUAUUAUAUUUAAAUGUUUAUGUGUAACUUUCCUUUUCCCUAAAAAUUCCACGAUUCUCUUAAUAUUGUUAUUGAAAACAAUGCUACCGUUCAAGAAACUAAUGCAUCUACGAUGCAACUUCUUGUCACUUUCUGCCAGAAUGAGUUUUAAGGUCUUGCACUGUGAAAUGCCCCAUGAACAUUUAGAAGGCAUGGAAGAAAAAUCCAAAAAGGCCAUAGUUAUCUUAAAAAUGCUUUCAGAUGUUGCAGCAUCUGGCGGAGGUAGUAAAGCCAUCCAUCGCCACACUGUUUUAAAUAAGAAACUACUAGUUCGUGAUAGAUUGAAGUUGUUGUUUGACCCCGAUUCAAUGUUUUUAGAAGUUGGACUGUUGGCUGGGAUGUUCAUGGAUUAUGGAAAUAUUGCAGCUGCUGGCUCUGUUGCAGGCAUCGGAAAAAUUCAUGGUCGCUAUUGCAUUGUCGGGGCAAAUGAUGCUACUGUCAAAGGAGGAACGUUCUUCCCAAUUUCUAUUGAAAAACAAAUCAGAGUUCAAGAGCUGUCUCACCUAAACCAUUUACCAUCAAUUUAUUUGGUUGAUAGCGGUGGUGCAUAUUUACCUUUACAGGCAGAUAUAUUUCCAGAUAAAAAUCAUGGAGGAAGGACUUUCUACAAUGAAGCUGUACUUUCUUCUAUUGGCAUUCCGCAAAUUGCUUUAGUUUGUGGCAGCUCUACAGCUGGUGGUGCUUAUUGCCCUACAAUGGCUGAAGAAGCUAUCAUCGUUAAAAAAUCUGGUGUGAUUUUUCUUGGAGGCCCACCCCUUGUAAAAGCUGCUACUGGGGAAAUAGUAACAGAACAAGACUUAGGUGGGGCUGAUUUGCAUUGUAGUAUUAGUGGUUGUACCGACUACUAUGCAGAAAAUGAAGAAGAAGCAUUCAACUUAUGUCGGGAAUCAAUUUUAACUCUCAAUGUGUGUGAGCCUUCUCCAAAAACUUCUUAUAAGGAACCUCUAUAUCCAGCUGAUGAAUUAACUGUAAUUUCUGGAAAACAUAAACUUUCCAAAGAGGAUAUGUAUAUGAUAUUAGCAAGAGUUCUAGAUGGAAGUAUGUUUAAAGAAUUCAAAGGAAAAUUUGGAGCUAAUUUAAUUACAGGAUUUGGAUAUCUGCGCAGUAUGCUUGUGGGCAUCAUUGCUAAUUGUGGCUCCCUGACUUUUCAAGAUGCGCAGAAAGGAGCUCAUUUCAUACAGUUGUGUGAUAAGCGAAACAUACCUCUCAUCUUUUUACAAAAUUCCGGGAAUCCCGAUGUGCGUCAAGAUGAAAGCCUUUUGUCUACUGAUUCACUUGUCAGAGACAGAGCUAAAAUGAUUGCUGCUCAUUCUUGUGCCAAAGUUCCUAAGAUAACUAUUUGUGUUGGAGGUUGCUUAGCAGAUGAUAAUUUCACAAUGUGUGGCUGGUCUUUUAAACCAAACUUUUUGUUUUCUUGGCCAUUAGCACAUAUUUCAUGUAAAGAAGAAGUUUCUAAUGAUAUUAGAACGGAAACUCAAGUUUUGGAUAAUCUGAUCAAAACAAAAAGCACCGAAAGUGUUGAAGAACUGUUUGAAAAUAAAUCAAGUGCUUUUUAUCAUGCUUCAAGAAUGACAUGCGAUGGGAUAAUUGAUCCCAAGAACACGAGACAGGUUUUAAGUUUUUGCACUGAAGUGAGCAAAAUAGGAUGUCUGAACUCAUUACGUUGUGUCGACAAGCAUGCCUCGUCUGUUCUGCGUAUGUGAUACCAUUGUUCAAAGAUUCAGUAUGAAAAUGAUUUGUUAUACAAAACAAAUAUUUUUGUCUAGCAUUAUAGUAUUUAAUUUUAUACACAUGUUUUAUGCUGUAAAUAAAAACAUAUGAAAUUUUUUAAAACUUCUGUAACACUAUUUUUUCGCUUUUUUGUGAUACAUUUA